Cynocephalus volans (Philippine flying lemur) is the source of this 2762-nucleotide messenger RNA. RefSeq names its product raftlin, lipid raft linker 1 (gene RFTN1). The transcript is spliced from 10 exons. The record is from RefSeq and is a predicted model, not a curated record. Lineage: Eukaryota; Metazoa; Chordata; Mammalia; Dermoptera; Cynocephalidae. Bases 172 to 1863 code for a protein of 563 amino acids.
GAUCGACGCCGGAGCACGCCGCGCCGCCGCCCCCAACCCCACCCACUGGCGCCCACGUCCUCCCCGCGCCGCCUCCCUGUAUGGCACAAACUUUCCUCCCGGGACGGAACGCGCUGUCUCAGGGAGCCCGCGCCCGCGCCUUCUCCUCUGCCGGUCCCGAACGCUGCUGAGAUGGGUUGCGGAUUGAACAAAUUAGAGAAACGCGAUGAGAAACGGCCUGGAAAUAUUUAUUCAACUUUGAAGAGGCCUCAGGUGGAAACCAAGAUAGAUGCGUCUUAUGAAUAUCGCUUCCUGGAGUUCACGACUCUGAGUGCUGCGGAGCUCCCACGGUCCUCGGCAGUGAGGCUGGCCUCCCUGCGAGACUUGCCCACCCAGCUCCAGGAGCUGUACCAGCAGGGCUUCUCGCUGGUGACCCUGCACCCCUUCGUGCAGCCCACUCAGGAGCGGGAGAAGACGCCCCUCGAGCACAUCUUUAGGGCCAUCCUGAUCAAGAAAACCGACAGAUCUCAGAAGACUGAUCUUCACAAUGAAGGCUACAUCUUGGAAUUAGAUUGCUGUUCCUCCUUAGACCACCUGACAGACCAAAAAAUCAUCCCAGAGUUCAUUAAGAAGAUCCAGGAGGCCGCAAGUCGGGGCCUGAAAUUCGUCGGUGUUAUCCCUCAGUACUGUCCCCCUGUGAAUUCGGCAGGUGGCAGCCCUCCGGCGCCUGCUGCCAACAGCGCCAGCGUUGCACGGGGGGAUCACGUGUCGUUGGAGAGCGAGACCCCGGGGACUGUGGACGUGUGUGAAGCUCCUGCAGGCCCGGGAGGGGACGUGCCCAUCGCUGAGCAGCCCAGCUUUCCCUUGGGAGAGAGAGAUGCUGGAGACUUUUCAUCACGGAGGGUGAGCAAGGCACUGGAUGGACCAGAUGGUGGCCUGUUGGACGUGCAUGAGGAGCCACUCUCGGGGAAAAUGGAGAUCUUCACCCUUUUCAACAAACCGAAGAGCCAUCAGAAGUGCCGGCAGUACUAUCCAGUCACCAUUCCUCUCCGGGUUUCCAGGAAUGGCCAGACGGUGAGCGGUUUGGAUGCCAACUGGUUGGAGCACAUGAGCGACCACUUCCGGAAAGGAGGCAUGCUGGUGAACGCAGUCUUCUACCUCGGAAUGGUGAAUGAUUCCUUACAUGGCUUGACAGAUGGAGUAUUCAUCUUUGAAGCUGUUUCCACAGAAGAUAGCAAAACCAUACAGGGCUAUGAUGCUAUUGUUGUCGAACAAUGGACGGUCCUGGAAGGUGUCGAGGUGCAGACAGACUACGUGCCCCUGCUGAACUCGCUGGCAACCUAUGGCUGGCAACUCACCUGUGUGCUGCCAACUCCUGUCGUCAAGACUACCAGGGAAGGGAGUGUAUCCACCAAGCAGAUUGUCUUUCUUCAGAGACCGUGUCUACCUCAGAAAAUCAAGAAGAAGGAAUCAAAGUUCCAGUGGCGAUUCUCCCGAGAAGAAAUGCACAACAGACAGAUGAGAAAGUCCAGAGGUAAAAGUGCCAGAGACAAAGAACAAGCAGAAGAAAAUGAGAAGAAUCUAGAAGACCAGUUUUCCAAAGCUGGAGAUGUGGGAAACUGCUGUGCAACGAGUCAGCAGCAGGAGGGCGGAACCUCCGAGGAGAUGAGGGUCCCUGACCUAGAGGUCAAGGGAGAAAAGCUGUCCCCUGCCAGCCGGCUGUGUGUGGGGGAUGUGGAGGGUGGGUUUGUGCAGAAUGGCCCUGCUGCCCACAGCAGGGCCCCAGCAGGGAGCUGCCCUGGGCACUCGGAUCCUGGAGAGGAUGUCAGCGAAGGGGGGGCUGAAGAAGACACUGGAGAGCACGCGACAGCAGCAGAAAACUGAGUUUGCGCUGAAGCUGGAUGAGUUGGCAAACCCAAGGCAUCUUGCCAGCAGCAGGUUUAGAGGCUGGUUUGCCCUGGUGUUGUGUGUUACCCUUUGGCUUGGCUUGACCUCUCCUUGUGAGCUCACCCAGGCCCUCUGCAGUCCAUGUCCCUACAGUGUUGGUUUCUGCACAUCCAUUCGAGAGGUGUCGUAACGACCCCAUGUUAAAAUGCAAGAGGUCAGGUUAUUUCAUCUAGAUCUCAGGGCUAGAGGCCCAGCCCUGGCUCUGUCACUCCUUGCACAGGAGGGCCUGGACCAUCCAGUGCCUGUGUCCACACCACGAGUCCUCUAGGGAGCAUUUGGGUCAAAUCCACAGACACCCUGGCCCAAAACCAAGGCUGUUGUGCACUCCCUCACCCAGCCGGGGCAGUAUCCAUCCCCUGCUGCUUUCUGCAGCUACUUGUUGACUUUUAAUAACCUCUAGAGCCCUGUCAGCUACCCUUCUCCAUCUAAACCCCUCAGACCCUGCUGCUUUGGCAAAGGGAAUAACAUUGGGGAGGGGAGGUGCUCCGCCUCCUGGCUUUUCUCAAAGUAGUACUAUAGAUACUGGUAAUCCAGAAAUGAAGAGGUAAUUCUGUGUGCACUGCUCUUGCAGAAUGUUCAAGAAAGUAUUCUGUGUUAGUAUUAAUGCCAAAAAAAAAAUUUUUUUUUAAGGUUUUGUAUUCAGUACAUCAUAUGACACACAUUACUUCUGCCAUUUCAGGGCAUCCAGACUUGGUUGGGUGCCCUUGUUAUGAGAUAUUUUAAUCAGUGUAUCAUUGGCCAAGUUGUUAUCCACGUAUGCUGUGUCUAUCAUGUGUUUAUAUUGUCCAGAAAGUAUUGUUAAAGCUUUAAGUAGAUGCAACUGGUAAACCUUGGAG